Mus musculus (house mouse) is the source of this 2594-nucleotide messenger RNA. It is a transcript of the gene Fn3krp, whose product is annotated as fructosamine 3 kinase related protein. Gene Ontology annotation, molecular function: protein-ribulosamine 3-kinase activity; catalytic activity, acting on a protein; kinase activity. The transcript is spliced from 6 exons. The record is from RefSeq and is a predicted model, not a curated record. The coding region runs from base 86 to 1066 and encodes 326 amino acids. Gene Ontology annotation, cellular component: cytosol. Lineage: Eukaryota; Metazoa; Chordata; Mammalia; Rodentia; Muridae.
CGUCACUGGUCUGUGUCUACCCCGCCCCGCCCCUGUACCCGCUUCUGCUCCAGGCCUGAACUGGGUCGGCUGGGGAACUGCUCUCAUGGAGACCCUGCUUAAGCGGGAGCUGGGCUGCAGCUCGGUCAAAGCUACGGGUCACUCGGGAGGCGGGUGCAUUAGCCAGGGCCAGAGUUAUGACACGGACAAAGGACGAGUGUUUGUGAAAGUGAACUCCAAGGCAGAGGCUAGAAGAAUGUUUGAGGGUGAGAUGGCAAGCUUAACUGCCAUUCUGAAGACGGGUACAGUCAAGGUACCUAAGCCCAUCAAGGUUGUCGAUGCCCCAGGAGGUGGGAGCAUGCUCGUGAUGGAGCAUUUGGACAUGCGGUAUCUGAGCAGAUGGAUCUGCUAUCUGUGUGUCAUUGUUCAGUUCCUGCAUUUUGAUUUUAGUCAUGCCACCAAGCUUGGGACCCAGCUUGCAGAUCUACACCUUGAGAACAAGAGGCUUGGAGAGAGGCUGCUAAAGGAGGCUGGCACUGUGGGGAAAGGAGGUGAACAGGCAGAGCGGCAGUAUGUGGACCAGUUUGGGUUUGAUGUAGUGACAUGCUGUGGAUACCUCCCCCAGGUAAAUGACUGGCAGAAGAAUUGGGUCGAAUUCUAUGCCAGGCAGCGCAUUCAGCCCCAGAUGGACAUGGUGGAGAAGAAGUCUGGGGACCGGGAAGCUCUUGAGCUGUGGUCUGCUCUGCAGUUGAAGAUUCCUGACCUGUUCCGUGAUCUGGAAAUUGUGCCCGCCUUACUCCAUGGAGACCUCUGGGGAGGGAAUGUAGCAGAAGAUUCCUCUGGGCCCAUCAUUUUUGACCCAGCAUCCUUCUAUGGACACUCAGAAUAUGAGCUGGCAAUAGCGGGCAUGUUUGGCGGCUUCAGUAGCUCCUUUUACUCUGCAUACCACAGCAAAAUCCCUAAAACCCCAGGAUUUGAGAAGCGCUUACAGUUGUAUCAGCUCUUUCACUAUCUGAACCACUGGAAUCAUUUUGGAUCUGGGUACAGGGGAUCCUCUCUAAACAUAAUGAGGAAUCUCAGCAAAUGAACUGGCUUCCCACCAGAGGGAAGAGUCUCUUGUGGGUGUGUUGGGUCUCCUAAUAAGAUGACUCUCCAUCUAGAUCAAGUCUUAGCAUCAUACGCAUCACUGUGAACGGAGGGAAGUGCGUGGGGUCAGGUGACCUGACUCCAACGAUUUGGUCAAGGAGGUUAUGAUUCUUCAUAGUCACUCUCCUCAUGAAUCCUUCCCAUUUAUUCCAUGGUAGGACUUGCUUAAGAUCCCUUGUUUCUUUCUCUUUUUCUCCUCCCUUUUUUCCUAUUCUCUCAUAUAUUACAUCCUGACUGCAGUUUCCCCUCCCUCUCUCCUCAGAAUCUCCUCUGCCACGCCCCCCAGGGACAUCAACCAAGCACAGUAUAACAAGCUACAAUAAGCCAGGCACAUAACAUCACAUCCAGGCUGGAUAAGGCAACCCAGGAGGAGGGAACGGGAACGGGAACGGGUCGCACAGUAGGCAAGAGUCAGGGACACCCUCCAUUCCCACUGUUAGGAUUCCCACACGAACACCAAGCUACUCAGCCAUAACAUAUGCAGAGGACUUGCUCAGACUCCUACAGGCUCCUGAUCACUGCAAGCCCCCAGUACCGGUCAGUUGAUUCUGUGGGCUGUAAACUGUGAAGUAUGGGUUCUCUCAGAGGAAAGGUUAUGAAAUUCUGUUGUGUGCAUAGUAAGACUGCCUGGCUAAAUUAGGCCUCACUGGCGAUAGAACAGACUUACUGAAGUUUAGGUAUAGUGAGCCACACUCCACUGCCAAGGUAGAGAACUGUGAGUGACUGUUGGUGUGGUGAAGGGUGUUGACCAUGCAGGGAAGUGGCCAAUGUGCCCACUUCCCAUCUCUUCCUUGCGCAUUGUCAGCAUUUCUGAGUGAUUCACAGUGAUGUUUUAUGAUGGUUAGACUUCUGGACAUGGACUCAUCUUGUGAGAAGAUUUGAAUAAUGACCAAUUCUAAAAUCAAUAACGUUCCAUUUGCUUAUGUAGCACUUCUGGACCCUGCUAUAAGCUGAGAAGUCUAGAGGUUGGUUUGGGGACCAACCAAGCUACCAACCUUAAGGGUAACUUGGUCUCGAUUUAGGAGCCUGGAAAUACUCCGUUAUACAAGUUUGUGCUUUCUUUCUUUCUUUCUUUCUUUCUUUCUUUCUUUCUUUCUUUCUAAUUUGUUUUUUUCUCUUUCUUUCUUUCUUUCUUUUUUUUUUUUUUUUUUUUUUUUUUUUUUUUUUUUUUACAAGACAGGGUUUCUCUGUGUAGCCCUGGCUGUCCUGAAACUCACUCUGUAGAGCAGGCUGGCCUCGAACUUGGAUAUCCACCUGCCUCUCCCUCCCGAGUGCUGGGUUUAAAGGUAUGCACCACCACCACCACCUGGUUUUAUGUUAUUUUCUAAAAUUGUCAUUCCUUUGCAACAUAUGAGCAUUAAUAUCUUUUCUCUUUUAACAUUGAAGAAAUGGGAAAUUUCAUUAAUGACAUUGUUGUUGAUAAAUCUUUUUGCCUAAAAACUAGAAUAAAAUUGCAGUUGUUUCAGUGA